Messenger RNA from Sporisorium graminicola, 1422 nucleotides. RefSeq lists its product as uncharacterized. NCBI's taxonomy places the organism in Eukaryota, Fungi, Basidiomycota, Ustilaginomycetes, Ustilaginales, Ustilaginaceae. Gene Ontology annotation, molecular function: structural constituent of ribosome. The transcript has a single exon. The coding region runs from base 1 to 1422 and encodes 473 amino acids. Gene Ontology annotation, cellular component: mitochondrial small ribosomal subunit. The record is from RefSeq and is a predicted model, not a curated record.
AUGGCUUCCAUCUCACAACUCGGCAGCUCACUGAGACUGCUAUGCCAACAGACCUACGCCCUGGUUGGCUCCAGCAGCAGCAGCAAUGCUUCGCGCACUUUGAUGACCUCAGCCGUUGCUUCGGCAGCUGCAAAAAAGCCAGCACAGGUCAAGAAGAAGGCCGUGGUCAAGAAGAAAGCGGCACACUCGGGCCCACGAUCUACAGGUGGUCGUCGCAAAGGUGGUGCUGACUCAUCUGCCGGUCUCUCCAAGACCUCUGAGUUCCAUGUCGAUGCACCGGACAUGUCGCACCUCCCAUUCCUGCAUGCCGAGAGCCUCACAGCCAGCUCAGCUGGACAGACAUUCGCGUUCAGCGAGCAGACCCUCUCUGCCUUCAAGACGUUCGGGCUGCCGCAGGAGCUCGAGCGUGAGCUUGCAGCACAACCGAAACCUCGUUCGCUGGUGCGUACACAGACGCUGGAUUUGCUCGAUAAGCUCGACACUGCCUCCAAGGCCAACAAGGGAGCCAGCAUUGUGCUCGACGGAAGCAGGGGGAGCGGCAAGUCGACGUUGUUGGCACAAUCAAUUGCAUACGCAUUGGACGACGGAUGGGUGGUGAUCUCUGUCCCGCGCGCGAUCAACCUGAUCAACUCCUCUACCCUGUACACGUACAACGCGCAGCACAAGGCGUACCUCCAGCCCGAAGCCACCAAGCAGCUGCUCGAGGCCGUGCUCAAAGUCAACGGUGCUGCUGUCAAGCAGAUCAAGACUACAGAAGCAGUCGAGGUGGACGGCGCGAAGUUGGAGGCGGGUACAUCGCUCGAGGUGCUGCUCAAGCGAGGUGUGGACGAUGCUUCGUCGGCAGCGGCCAAGCAGACUCUGUUGGAAACCGUUUUCAAGACACUCUCGAGCCAGAAGGAACGCCCGGUUCUCGUUGCGGUCGACGACGCACAGGCACUCUUCCGCACAUCACUCUACAAGGACCCAGACUUUGUCAACCUGGAAUCGUUCGAGCUCGGUCUGCCACGUGCCCUGCUCUCGCUCCUCACCUCUUCCUCCAACACUGGCAUCGCCCGAGGUGCGUUCCUCGCGGCGCUCUCCACCACGCACACCGAGUUUCCCACUCCUGCAGACCUCCAAAUCGCGCUCUCGGAAAAAUCCUCGCCCGACGGAACCGCACACCUGAUGACGCAGGCCAUCAACGCAUACACCAAGCUCAACCCGCACCACCUCGAGCACGCCCGUCAGGUGGUCAAGCAGGCGGAUGUGGUCAACACGUCGCAGCCCUUGACCAAGACGGAAGCGGCUGCGAUCUUUGCGCAGUUGAAGGACGAGAGGCGACACUGGAGUGCGGUGAAUGACGAGCUCUUUUUGGAGAAGCUGGUCGAGACGAAUGGAAACGCGAGGCUGUUCAGCAAGAGUUUGGUCUCGACGCUUUUGUAG